AAUUUCACUUUAUCCGCGUCCAAAGCUCUUUACGUGAAAUCCGAAAAGGCUGGAACAUAGGCUCCAUAAUUCAACGAAGUGGGAGUCAUAGUUCACAAAGCAAAGAAAAUUCACCGCGAAUCUUUGAAAUUUGGCCCUAAAUGAUGAGCUUAGUCCCAUUAUCUUCCUCUGUUGAUCUAACAAUGGCCAAGUUAUUUGUUUCUGCAAAUUCCUGAAGAGUUGUCCACGCACACCAACUGUUUGAUAUUUUUGUCGCAUGAAAUUUUGACUGCACACCAACUGUUUGAUAUUUUUAUCACAUGAAGUUUUGACUCCUACUCCUCAUCUCCUUCCUACUAAAGUCCCUAAACUUCUUGUAGGUUGUUGUCUACCUGUAAGUUUAUAUGUACUUAAAUCGAUUCUACAAGAUAAACAGCACAUUUAAUUAUGUAUCUCUGCAUUUUCGCCGUUUCUUGGGAACCCAAAAUGUGAACAAGGUAGCUUUGUACUUCCAGAGAGCGAGGCUUAUCGAUUCAGUAAGACUCGCUCUUCGGUCUAGUUCUUCAGAAAAUCUUGUUACCUAUCUGGAGAAUCCUUCUCUGGAUUCUUUUGUAGUCACUAAGGCACUUCAAUCAGCUCCCUCUCCUGAAUCAGCUCUCCAUUUGAUUGAAUGUCUUAAAAAGAUUCCACAUUUCUCACAUACACAUAAUACCCUUUAUGCAUUAGCCAAGAUUCUUGCUAAGGCGCGGGAGAUUGCUAAACUCCAAGCACUUAUCAAUGCCAUUAACUCGGGAAAAUUCGUUAAUGCGGCACGUGUUAGUUACAUGGAUCAAAUGCGAUGGUAUGCCAUUAGUAGAGAGUUUAACGAUGUUGUCCGUGUGUGGGACGAGUGGAGGACAACCCUUCGAAAGCAUCCAUGUACUGAGUCUUACAACAUUGUAAUGGGAUUAUAUGUUCAGGUGGGUAAGGAUAGUGAUGCUGUGAGGGUAUUCCGUAGGAUGAUUGAAGAAGGGGCACUUCCUAAUUGUAGGACAUACACUAUUAUAAUUGAGCAUCUUGUUAGAAGUAGAAAGUUGGAUUCAGCCAUCGAGCUUUUCCAUAUGUUGCCUCAUGUUCGGAUCAAACGUACAUUAAAGCAGUAUUCUGUUCUAGUGGAAGCAUUCACUAUUGCCAAUCAGUUGGAUGUCGUCAAAGUCUUGCUUGAUCAGAUGAGGAGUGAUGGAAUAUUGCCUGUUCGAGCUAUGCUAUGGUCAUUGCAGCAGAUGCAGAGUGCUGGUUAUGAUGCUGAGACAAAUGAAUUGCUAAGGGACAUGUUAUCGGAUGGGAGGAUUAAGAUGAUUGGUUACUCUAUGGACAGUAGUGAAGACGACAGCGAUGAUGAAGAUGAAGAGAUUGACGGUAACAAUACUAAUGCUGUGGAUCAACCUCACCUGAAACCAUGGUUGGAUCCAGCUUCUUUAGCUAAUGCUUUGCAGAACUGGGGCGCUGAGGAGGUGUCAGCACUGGAGGAUGCAAAUUUAGUUUGGACGACUAGGUUGGUGUGCAAGAUGAUCAGGAGCUUCAAGUCAGCAGAAACAGCUUGGCAGUUCUUCUGCUGGGUUUCUUGUCAGCCAGGAUUCAUUCAUGAUAUAUACACAAUUUCAAGAAUGAUAACCAAAUUAGCUCGCCAAGGAUGUGUCGACUUGGUUGAUCAACUUUUGUCUAAGGUUGAAAGAGAGGGCAUUCAAUUGUCAUUCAGCACGAUACGGUUAAUUAUUGAUUUCUAUGGGAUUUCUCGUUAUGGUGAUCCCGCCCUUAGGGUUUUCAAAAGCAUUAAAACGAUCUGUGGUCCAAUAUCUAAAAGCAGUCAGUUGCUUCUGUACUCAUCUCUGCUAAGGACAUUGAUAAAAUGUAAAAUGAAUUCAGACGCCUUGGAUAUUCUCGAAGAAAUGAGUUUACUAGGAAUUGUUCCAGAUUCACAAACAUAUUCUGGACUAAUGAACCAUUUUGCUCUUCACGGAGAUAUAAAAACUGUACAGAGGCUUUUUGGGAUGGUCAGGCAGAGCGGUAUAGAGCCUGACGCUUAUAUGUAUAAAGUUCUCAUACAUGCUUAUUGCAAAUGUGAAAGAGCUGCUCUUGCACUCAGGGUUUUUGAAGACAUGAGGAACUCUGGGUUGUUGCCUGAUGCUCAUACCAAACAAUUGCUUGUCAAGAGUCUCUGGAAGGAAGGCAAGCUCCUAGAAGCUGCUUCUGUAGAAGAGAGAACUGAGGAAAUAAGUGAUGCUCUUCCCCUUGCUUCACCUGGACAUAUGUUUACAGUGAGCUCUACUGAUCUUUCAAGGGUCUGUAACAUUUAUUCCAAUAGUUUCCAGUCAACUUGUAGUUGAAAGACUAUGUCAUUGAUCGGGAUAUAGAGCUGUAAUGCUUUUCCAGUUCCAACAGUGUGAUGAAGAAUAGAUCCGAGAAAGAGACUUACUGCAAAUGGCCUCCUCCAUAUUUCAGGUCAACAUCUCCAUACAUCAGGUCAACAUCAUCAACUUCAAGAGUCUGUAACAUUUAUUCCAAUAAUUUCCAGUCAACUUGUAGUUGAAGGACUAUGUCACUGAUCGGGAUAUUAAGCUGUGAUGCUUUUCCAGUUCCAACAGUGUGAUGAAGAAUAGAUCCGAGAAAGAGACUAACUGCAAAUUAGCAAAUGUCCGCCUCCAUAUUUCAGGUCAACAUCAUUAACUUAACUCUCAUCAAGGAGGUCUGGUUACAUGUCCAUAGCAUUUUGAUUAUGUUGAUCUUUGUAAUAUUGUUGCUUAAAAUUGCAAAUGAGUAACUGACUUUUACUUGGCAUCGGAGUAAAUGUCGUAGUUGUCAGCAAUGCAGCUGUUUUACUGAUAUAAGGUGGUGAUAUUGCAAGUUCACUCAUUUGCUAGGGUUUAGCUUCUAUGUGGUAUCUGUGCACUUUGUAAACAAGAUAUACUCAUGAUUUAUGUUUUAUGGGGGGUGGAACUGGUGCUUGUUCACCUGCUCUAUGAUUUUUGCUUGUU
Molecule: messenger RNA, 2993 nt
Organism: Solanum tuberosum (potato)
Lineage: Eukaryota; Viridiplantae; Streptophyta; Magnoliopsida; Solanales; Solanaceae
Product: pentatricopeptide repeat-containing protein At5g66631
Exons: 1
Coding region: 384-2345 (653 amino acids)
Molecular function (GO): protein binding
Source: RefSeq, a predicted model, not a curated record